Aureobasidium pullulans EXF-150 is the source of this 1925-nucleotide messenger RNA. Its product is annotated as kynurenine 3-monooxygenase. The coding region runs from base 81 to 1604 and encodes 507 amino acids. The transcript has 3 exons. Lineage: Eukaryota; Fungi; Ascomycota; Dothideomycetes; Dothideales; Saccotheciaceae. Gene Ontology annotation, molecular function: NAD(P)H oxidase H2O2-forming activity; FAD binding; kynurenine 3-monooxygenase activity. Gene Ontology annotation, biological process: quinolinate biosynthetic process; NAD+ metabolic process; L-tryptophan catabolic process. Gene Ontology annotation, cellular component: mitochondrial outer membrane. The record is from RefSeq and is a predicted model, not a curated record.
CUCGAAUCUGAAGCUGUUCAAUGAAUUUAUCCUAUUGAUUCUCAUACUUUUUCUUGAUUCUCUAGAUUUGCUACGUGAACAUGUCAAAGCAGAAGACUGUCAUUGUAGGUGCUGGGCCAGUCGGCGCUCUUGCUGCACUUUAUGCUGCUGGCCGCGGCCAUGAAGUCGAGGUCUAUGAAUUGAGAGGAGACCUUAGAGAUCCAUCCACUGUACCACUCAACUUCACAAAGUCGAUCAAUUUGGCCCUUUCCGAGCGAGGUGUCAACUCGCUCAGAAAAGCCAAUGUUCCUGGCUUGAUCGAAGCUGUACUCGAAGAGACUAUUCCCAUGCAUGGUCGUAUGAUCCAUGGAGAAAAGCAGGGAGAGCUGUACGAGGAAUCUCAAAACUAUGAUAUUCACGGAAGGGCUAUUCGUGCAGUCGACAGAGCAGGCCUCAAUAAGCGCUUGCUUGAUGAGCUAGACAAGAUGCCAAACGUCAAGCUAUUGUUCAACCACAAACUGGUAGGCGCUGAUUUCAAGAAGAACAAGGCCUGGUUCGAGAGACGAGACGAGGGUGUUCGACAGGAUCAUGCUCAGAACCCUACUCAAGGAAAAGAGGCCCCUCAUGCUUCUUCUGAGAUUGAGGUAGCAUUCGACUUCAUGGUCGGUGCAGAUGGCGCCCACUCAGCAGUCCGCUACCAUUUGAUGAAGUUCACACGCAUGUCAUACCAGCAAGAGUACAUCGACACGCUAUGGUGUGAAUUCCACAUGGACCCAUCAGCAACCAAGGAUUUCCAGAUCUCCCCCAACCAUCUACACAUUUGGCCUGGUGGCGAGUUCAUGUUCAUCGCCAUUCCUUCCCUGGACAAAUCCUUCACUUCGACCCUCUUCCUUCCUGCCAAGAUCUUCGCUGAGCUGGACAAGGAUCCUUCAUCUUUGGUGGACUUCUUCAACAAGAACUUCCCUGGUAUCGCUGGCAAACUCAUUCCCGAAGCUGAGCUGCAGAAGCAAUACAAGGAGAACCCGCAUCUCCCGCUUAUCAGUAUCAAGUGUGCACCAUACCACUAUGGCUCAUCUGCCGUUAUCCUUGGCGACUCAGCACACGCCAUGGUACCAUUCUAUGGCCAAGGCAUGAACGCCGGUCUCGAAGAUGUACGCACGCUCUUCGAACACCUGGACGCAAACAGCGAUGAUGCAUCCGGCCGUGCUGCUGCACUGGACAGCUACUCAGAACAACGCGCACCCGACGCAGCAGCCAUCAACGACCUCGCACUCCGCAACUACCAGGAGAUGCGCUCAGAUGUCACAUCACCCGUCUACCGCCUCCGCAAAUGGAUAGAAGAGAAGAUGAACGUCUACCUACCAUCCGCCGGAUUCGCAACCCAAUACUCCCGCGUCAGUUUCGGUAAUAUGCGAUACUCGGAAGUGGAGAAGCUGGCACAAAAGCAAGGCAACAUCCUUCUCGCCGGCAUGGGCGGAUUCGUCGCUAUGCUUAUUCCCGCCAUGGCAUAUGGUAGCUGGGCCAUCUGGAGGUGGAAUCGCGCAUCCCAUGCUUCAAAGAUAUCUGUAAAGGGUAUUGCCGGUCUCGGUGGUAUCACUGAGAGAAUCGGUAGAGUCUUCACUUAAAAAGCGAGCAAAAAAUAUGACGAAUGUACGAUAGCGAAUCAGAAGAUAGCAUCCUUUGUAUGAUUAACAGAGAUAUGACUGUACGGAUCUCCUCUUCUCAGUGUACAGGACUAUAAUAGCAACGAGACCGGUGUAGAUAAAAGAUGGUGUGGCAAAUGUGAUUUGAUUUCAGUGCCAAUGAUGCUUUCCUGAUUAGCCACGAAACACAAAAUACUUGUGACGAGUGGGACAAGUUCCUUCGAGAGCGACAGGGCAGCGUGCUCUCUCUGGACACCAUGUCAUCUGAAAACCAUGAUGCCUCUUGACAGUCGUAUCGCCGGC